GAUCAAUAUUCAUCCCAUUCAGAUUAUUACUGUCUCUCUCUCACUCUAAUCAACACACACACACACACACACACAAAACACACACACUAAUUUAUCAGUUUUUCUUCAAUUUCUGCUGAAUCUCUGAAUUCUGAUUCACUUUUGAACCGGUGAUCGGAGCAUCUUACGCUCUUUUCAAUCCGAAAUCCAACGGAUCGAGCUCAUAGAAAAGUUGUAUUGUCUUGUUGAAGAACAUCAUUUUUGUUCUUCUGACAAACACUGUUAUCUUCUUGAAGAUUUGAGCAACACUCGGUGAAAAGCAAACAAGGAAAUGAGAAAGCAUCGUUUCAGAGAUAAAAUUAAGUCGAUCAUUGGAAGUCAUAUUGAUCCAGAAAAAGAUGAGGAACUAAAAGGGAGUAAUAAAGAAAUGGAAGACAAUUACAAGAAGAUUCUAGACCUUCUCAAAGCUGAAGACAACGAUGACCGAAACAAACUUAUCGAAUUGAUCGAAGAUUUCCACAAACAUCAUCAAUCAAUCUACGAACGCUACGAUCACAUAACCGGAGAGUUGAAGGACAAAAUUCAUCCAAAGAAAGAAAAAGACUCUUCUUCCUCAUCCAGCUCAGACUCAGAUUCCGACGACAAUUACAGUAAAAAAGGCGGCAAAAAGGGAAAACCAAAUGUCACCGACACAUACAAAGAACAACUCCAAGACGCAAACACACACAUCGACGAGUUGACCAAAAAGUUGACCGUUGCAACCGAAAAGGAAGCUGAAUACGAUCACAAACUUGAAGAACUGAAAGCGGUUAACGUUAAGUUGGAAAAUGAAAAGGAGGGUUUCAAGUCGGAACUUGUUCAGAUGCAGGAGAAAAUGGAAGCAGUAGAAGAAGGGUUAGAAAGCAUAAGUAAGAAACUAGAAGCUUCUGAAGAAGAAAGAAAAGCUCUAUCGGUAAAAGGUUCGGAGUUAUCGGAUGAGGUUAAGAAAAAUCACGAAAAAGUGGAAGAACUUGCUGCUGAAUGUAGUCGUUUACGAGAACAAUUGGCCGAAAAAGAGAAAGAGCUUGUUGAACAUACAGAGCUGCAUACGUCACACAAGAGUGAAACAGAAAUUAAAAUAAGAAGUUUUGAAGAAAAUUUUGAGUCGUUAAACGUUCAGAAACGAGAGACUGAGAUGAAGAAAGACGAAGAGAUAAAGAAUUUGAUUGAUAAAGUCAGCAACUUGGAAAGUCAACUUGAGAAAAGUUGUCAACAGAUUUCGGAUCACGUGAUCGAGAUUGAUUCUGUGAAACAAGAGUUGACUGGUAAAGUAGCAGAUGAACAGAAGUUGCUUGAAGAGAAAGAAGUGUACGUUGAUCGGGUGAAGGAGUUAGAGGAAGAGGUUAGCUCGUUACGUAAACUGAAGGUUGAACUUGAUUCGGAAGUCAACGCGAAAAGUCAAGAAAUUGCGGAGUAUGUUACUCAGAUAGAGAGUUUUAAACAGGAGAUUGCAAAGAUAGUGGAAGAGAAAGAAGUAAAUGAGUCAAAGGUCAAAGAUCUUGAGUCGCAGCUGGAAUCGGUUAACAAUCUGAAAAACGAAGCAGAAUCGCAAAUCGAGAAAAAGGUUCUCGAGAUUUCUGAACUGUCGGUUUUGAUUCAGAGUUUGAAAGAACAACUUGAAAGCAAGUCAAAAGAACAAGAGAAGAGUUUGGAAGAACAAGAAGCGUAUGAGUCAAAGGUCAAAGAUCUAGAAUCGCAGCUCGAAUCGCUAAACAACCUGAAAAGCGAAUCAGAAUCGAACCUCGAAAAAAAGGUUCUCGAGAUUUCUGAACUGUCGGUUUUGAUUCAAAGUUUGAAAGAACAAGUUGAAAGCAAGUCAAAAGAACAAGAGAAGACUUUGGAAGAAAAACAAGCGUAUGAGUCAAAGGUGAAAGAUCUAGAAUCGCAGCUCGAAUCUUUAAACAACUCGAACAAUGCAAUGGAAAUGGAACUUGAGAAAAAGGGUAUUGAGAAUUCGGAGCUUUUAACGCAGAUUCAAAGUCUGCAAGAAGAAGUUGAAAGCAAGUCGAAAGAACAAGAGAAGAGUUUGGAAGAAAAAGAAGCAUAUGAGUUAAAGGUCAAAGAUCUGGAAUUGCAGCUUGAAUCUGUUAGCAGUCUGAAAAACGAAUCAGAAUCCAACCUCGAGAAAAAGGUUCUCGAGAUUUCUGAACUAUCGAUUUUGAUUCAGAGUUUGAAAGAAGGACUUGAAAGCAAGUCAAAAGAACAAGAGAAGAUAGUGGAAGAGAAGAAAGCGUAUGAGUCAAAGGUCAAAGAUCUAGAAUCGGAGCUUGAAUCGUUAAACAACCAAAAAGUUGACCGAGAAAGUCAACUCGAGAAAAGGGAUAUUGAGAAUGCAGAGCUCUUAACUCAGAUUCAAUGUCUGAAAGAAGAACUUGAAGGCUAUGAGUCAAAGGUCAAAGAUCUAGAAUCGCAGCUGGAAACUGUUAACAAUCUGAAAAACGAAUCAGAAUCGCAACUCGAGAAAAAGGCUGUCGAGAUUUCUGAACUUUUAGUUUUGGUUCAAAGUUUGAAAGAUGAAGUUGAAAGCAAGUCAAAAGAACAAGAGUCAAAGGUCAAAGAUCUACAAUCGCAGCUCGAAUCGUUAAACAACAUGAAAACCGAAACCGAAACUCAACUUGAGAAAAAGGGUAUUGAGAACUCGGAGCUUUUAAGUCAGAUUCAAAGUCUGAAAGAAGAACUUGACAGCAAGUCAAAAGAACAAGAGAAGACUCUAGAGGAAAAAGAAGGCUAUGAGUCAAAGGUCAAAGAUCUAGAAUCACAACUCGAAUCGUUAAACAACCUGAAAAGCGAAACGGAAACUCAACUUGAGAAAAAGGGUCUUGAGAUUUCCGAACUAUUGAUUUCAAUUCAAGGUUUGAAAGAAGAACUUGAAAACAAAUCAAAAGAACAAGAGUCAAAGGUCAAGGAUCUAGAAUCACAGCUCGAAUCGUUAAACAACCUGAAAAACGAAACCGAAACUCAACUCGAGAAAAAGGGCGUUGAGAUUUCCGAACUCUUAACCGAGUGUGAAAAUCUUAAACGAGAACUUGACAUCAAAUUGAAAGAACAAGCAAAGACAUUGGAAGAAAAAGAAGAAUGCGAGUCAAAAGUCAAAGAUCUUGAACUGCAGCUCGAAAACGUGAACAACGAGAAAAACGAAUCGACAAUGCAUCUCGAGAAAAAGGGUCUCGAGAUUUCCGAACUUGUGAUCCUGAGCCAAAGUUUGAAACAAGAACUUGAAAGCAAGUCAAAUGAUCAUACAAAGACGCUAGAAGAGAAGGAAGGCUAUGAGUCAAAGGUCAAAGAUCUAGAAUCGAAUAUCGAAUCGUUGAACAACGUGAAAAACGAAUUAGAAACGCAACUCGAGAAAAAAGGUACUGAAAUUUCGGAAAUGUUAGUUGUAACUGAAAAUCUGAAGGAACAGCUAGAAAGCAAGUCAAAGGAUCAAGAACGGACCUUAGAAGAAAAGGAAGGCCUCGAGUCAACGGUCAAAGAUCUAGAGUCAAAGCUCGAGUCGUUAAACGACCUGAAAGCCGAAACCGAAACUCAACUCGAGAAAAAGGGCGUUGAGAUUUCCGAACUCUUAACCGAGUGUGAAAAUCUUAAACGAGAACUUGACAUCAAAUCGAAAGAACAAGCAAAGACAUUGGAAGAAAAAGAAGAAUGCGAGUCAAAAGUCAAAGAUCUUGAACUGCAGCUCGAAAACGUAAACAACGAGAAAAACGAAUCGACAAUGCAUCUCGAGAAAAAGGGUCUCGAGAUUUCCGAACUUGUGAUCCUGAGCCAAAGUCUGAAACAAGAACUUGAAAGCAAGUCAAAUGAUCACACAAAGACGCUAGAAGAGAAGGAAGGCUAUGAGUCAAAGGUCAAAGAUCUAGAAUCGAAUAUCGAAUCGUUGAACAACUUGAAAAACGAAUUAGAAACGCAACUCGAGAAAAAAGGUACUGAAAUUUCGGAAAUGUUAAUUGUAACUGAAAAUCUAAAGGAACAGCUAGAAAGCAAGUCAAAGGAUCAAGAACGGACCUUAGAAGAAAAGGAAGGCCUCGAGUCAACGGUCAAAGAUCUAGAGUCAAAGCUCGAGUCGUUAAACGACCUGAAAGCCGAAUUAGAAACUCAACUUGAGAAAAAGGGUACUGAAGUUUCGGAACUUCUAAUCGUUAUUCAAAAUCUGAAAGAAGAACUCGAAAGCAAGUCAAGCGAUCAUGCAAAAACAGUCAAAGAAAACGAAGUCAACGAGUCAAAGGUCAAAGAUCUAGAGUCAAAUCUUGAAUCAUUAAACAACGUGAAAACUGAAUUAGAAAUUCAACUUGAGAAAAAGGGUACCGAAAUUUCCGAACUCCAAAUCCUGAGUCAAACUCUGAAAGAAGAACUCGAAAGCAAGUCAAAGGAUCAUGCAAAAACAGUAGAAGAAAACGGAGUCAACGAGUCAAAGGUCAAAGAUCUGCAGGACAAGAUUCAAAAGCUCGAAACAGCUUUAGUCGAGAAAGAAAACGAGAUCAAAGAAAUGACAGAACAGAUCCGAUCGAAAGAACAAACCGUUGAGCAACUAGAGGAAGCGAUCGAAGACCUGAAGGGAGAUCUAGAAAUCAAAGGAGACGACGCCACUACUUUGACCGAAACCAUUAGAAACCUCGAAGUCAAAAUCCGUCUCACGAACCAGAAGCUUCGCGUAACAGAACAGACGUUAAGCGAGAAAGAAAGCGAAUACGCAGGCAAAGAGGAAAAGCUGCAUCAAGAAAACAAAUCACUCAUCGAUAAAAUCUCCGCAUUAUCCGAAACCAUCACCGGCUAUAAAGAAUCCGAAGAAAGUGUCAGAAAGACGGUUACACAACAUGUUAACGAGAUAUCAACCGGGAUGGAUUCGUUAAGUGUAAAGUUUGAGGAAGAUCAUGGUCACAUAUCAACGCAGAUUUACGAAAUCAUGAACGAAAUCCAAGUUACAAAGAUCUCGAUGAAGAAGAUGAGUUGUGAGAAAGAUGAUCUGAAGGAAAAAGUUGGAAAGUUGACAAUACAGUUGCGGGAAGUUGAAAGCGAGAGGGAGACACUGAAGAAGUCGGUUAAUGAACUUGAACGGAAAACUAGCGAAAAAGAUGAAAAGAUGAAAGAGCUAGAAAAGCAGCUACAUGUGAAGGAUGAAGGGUUGGUGGAUCUUGGAGAGGAAAAGCGAGAGGCGAUACGACAGCUGUGUAUGUUGGUUGAUUAUCAACGAGACCGUUAUGAUCAUCUGCAUCAACUGAUCUCGAGAAAGCAAACCGCGAGGUAAAUACCGAAAUACGCAUGGAUGCAAUAUGAGUAAAUUGGUUUUUGAUUCUUGGAAAGGUGAAUGACAUAAAGAUUAAAGAGACCAGGUUCAUCUUUUCUCAUGUAUUAUUAUUAUUAUUAUUUGGUAUUUUUUGUUUGUUUGAUGGUAUAUGUUAUUUGUAUCGAGUUUAGGAAAUUACUUGCUAUUUCCUAGUCAUUUGUAUUAUUUAUUCAUUCAGUCAGUCAGUCAUAUUAUUUUGGACAGAUCGAUCUAUGGAAUAUAUAUAUGUUUGUGCUA
This is a messenger RNA of Helianthus annuus (common sunflower), 5536 nucleotides long. RefSeq names its product COP1-interactive protein 1. The transcript has 3 exons. Gene Ontology annotation, molecular function: actin binding. The record is from RefSeq and is a predicted model, not a curated record. The coding region runs from base 311 to 5260 and encodes 1649 amino acids. NCBI's taxonomy places the organism in Eukaryota, Viridiplantae, Streptophyta, Magnoliopsida, Asterales, Asteraceae.